AUGUUAUCUCGGGUUAACCAUAAGAACUUUGUCAAUCUCAUUGGCUACUGUGAGGAGGAUGAACCUUUCAAUAGGAUGAUGAUAUUUGAAUACGCUCCUAAUGGAACCCUCUUCAAGCAAUUGCAUGUUAAAGAAACGGAACAUCUUAACUGGAGUGCAAGGAUUAGGAUUAUCAUGGGCAUUGCUUACUCUUUACAAGACAUGCACCAUCAUUUAAAUCCACUAGUGGCACAUUCUAACUUGAAUUCACAUAAUAUCUUUCUAGUUGAUGACUAUGCAGCUAAGAUUACUGAGAUCUCUUUCUUGCCACAAGAUUCCUCCAAGUUGAAGAGCUCAGGUGACAAUGAGUCAGUGCAUUCUACAUUGCCACCUUUGGCUGAUGUAGAGACAAAUGUCUAUUGUUUUGGGAUUCUGUUGCUAGAAAUCAUUUCUGGAAAGCUCCAAUACUCGGAAGAACAAGGGUCCCUCGAAAAAUUGGCUGCUGAAUAUUUGAAUGACAAAUGUAGUAUCACUUACCUGAUUGACCCAAUCCUUAAGUCUUUCAAAAAGAAUGAGCUUGACCUUAUAUGCAAGAUUAUCCAAGAGUGCAUACAGCCAGAUUCAAGGCAAAGAUCAACAAUGAAGGAUAUCACUUCCAAGUUGAGGGAAGUAAUUGCUAUCUCACCUGAUCAAGCAACUCCAAGACUUUCUCCGCUUUGGUGGGCUGAACUUGAAAUAUUAUCUGUCGAGAUUAUUGAGAUCUCUUUCUUGCCACAAGAUUCCUCCAAGUCGAAGAGCUCGAGUGACAAUGAUAUCAGUUACCUGAUUGACCCAACCCUCAAGUCUUUCAAAAACAAUGAGCUUGACCUCAUAUGCGAGAUUAUCCAAGAGUGCAUACAACCAGAUCCAAGGCAAAGACCAACAAUGAAGGAUAUCACUUCCAAGUUGAGGGAAGUGAUUGCUAUCUCACUUGAUCAAGCAACUCCAAGACUUUCUCCGCUUUGGUGGGCUGAACUUGAAAUAUUAUUUGUCGAGGCGACUUAA
Molecule: messenger RNA, 1023 nt
Organism: Hevea brasiliensis (rubber tree)
Lineage: Eukaryota; Viridiplantae; Streptophyta; Magnoliopsida; Malpighiales; Euphorbiaceae
Product: protein MALE DISCOVERER 2-like
Exons: 6
Coding region: 1-1023 (340 amino acids)
Biological process (GO): protein phosphorylation
Molecular function (GO): protein kinase activity; ATP binding
Source: RefSeq, a predicted model, not a curated record